CAGCAUCGCACGCAUUCGGAUUUUCCGGAAAAUCUGGCUGAUCUUACGUCGCGAAGUUCGUAUAUUUUUUGGAUUAAGUUGGCGCGUUUUUAUUACCCGUCGAAUCAGGCAGCACAAAAAAAUACGUCUCAUCAUUCCCGGGUGUGUGUAGACACCAACUUUGACUAAUGAAUAAAAGUAGACAGUGCAAAAAGAAAUUCCAGUUCGAGUUUGAGUUCGACUUCGACUUCGAGUUUGAGCAGAAGUCAAAGCCAGAGGAGCAGGCGUCAAAGGAAAAGUUCUAAGGAGGCGCCAGAGGAAUCCACUGCCAGCCCAAGGCCCAAAGAUGCUGGCACAAUUGAGCUGGCUUUUGGCCUGUUUCGGCCUGGCCCAGGCGCGCAUUGGAUAUUUCUGGCACAUAAGUGACCUGCACUUAGACACCUUUUACUCCACCGAGGGCGACAUUUACAAAAGCUGCUGGCAGCUGGCCCGCUCUGUGCCUGGAUCAAGCUCCAAUACGGUGCCAGAGGCACCUGGUCACUUUGGGAACUACAACUGCGACAGUCCAUGGAGCUUGAUUGAGUCGGCAGUAAAGACCAUGAAGGCCAAGCAGGGUGACAAUGUGGAGUUUGUUCUGUGGACCGGCGAUGCUCUGUCCCACUCCGCCCAGCCGUUGUCCGAGCAGAAGCAGCAUGAGAUCCUGCGAAAUAUUACAGAUCUGCUGGGUCGCAGCUUCUCCUCGCAGUUCAUCUUUCCGGUUUUGGGCCACGAGGAUGGAAGUGGUAGUUACCAAAGAUUGGGGGAGUUGUGGCGCCACUGGUUACCCUCCGAGGCAUUGGUGACCUUCGAUCAGGGCGGUUACUAUUCCAUUGAGCAGACCAAGAGUCGGCUAAGGAUAGUGGCUCUUAAUACGAACUUUAUGCGUCUAGAUCCUGACCCAGAUCCAAGGGCAUCCCUGAGUCUACGCUGGCCUGCUGAGUAUUUUGGAGAGCCCAAGGCCUCGGUGAGCUCCACCACGGGAGACGAUGAACUCCUGGCCGAGCAGCAGUGGUUGUGGCUGGAGGAGGUGCUCACCAAGUCCAGGGAUAAACAGGAAACGGUUUACAUUGUGGGACACAUGCCGCCCGGAGUGGAUGAGCGUCACCUGGGUCCCCAGCAGCACAACCAGCUGAUUUUUACAGAGCGAAACAAUCGAAGGUACCUGGAGAUGGUUCGCAAGUUUGCCUCGGUCAUACAGGGUCAGUUCUUUGGUCACCUGCACUCGGACACCUUCCGUUUGAUUUACGAUGCCAAGGGCAAUCCCAUUUCAUGGCUGAUGAUUGCCCCCUCGGUUGUGCCCCGCAAGGCGGGCAUUGGUUCGUCGAACAAUCCCGCCCUGCGGCUCUACAAGUUCGACACGGGCAGUGGCCAGGUGCUGGACUACACGCAGUUCUGGCUGGAUCUGCCGCUGGCCAACCGGGCCCAUGAGCCCACAUGGCAGCCGGAGUACAAUCUCACCCACUACUAUGCCCUGCCAGAGAUCUCCGCCGGAGCGCUGCACAAUUUCGCCGAGCGUUUCACGGGCACCGACCUCUCCUGGUUCACCAGAUAUCACCGAGCCAACGCCGUGCGGUAUCAGUCCGGUGCGGCCUGCCAGGGCCUCUGCAUGCUCAAUCAUUACUGCGCCAUCACGCGCCUCGACUACGAUGAGUUCCGGCUCUGCCUGGAGAAGGAGCAGCUGCCGCUGCAAGGACGAGCCCCCGGACUCGGCUACUCCGCGUUUCCUGCAUCCUGGAGCUGGCUACUAGCUGUUUUUUAUGGCCUGCGUGGCAUAUCCGGGCUACUGGUGGCAUGGUGGGGCGGCGGGCGAUGCAACAAUUGCCACAACCAGCGAAUUUAAGCGUUCCCGCUUAAGCGGAACCAUAUCAAAAUGUGGGGCGGGUUUGAGCCCCAGGAUG
This is a messenger RNA of Drosophila serrata, 1916 nucleotides long. RefSeq names its product acid sphingomyelinase-like phosphodiesterase 3b. NCBI's taxonomy places the organism in Eukaryota, Metazoa, Arthropoda, Insecta, Diptera, Drosophilidae. Gene Ontology annotation, molecular function: phosphoric diester hydrolase activity. The record is from RefSeq and is a predicted model, not a curated record.